This is a messenger RNA of Jatropha curcas, 696 nucleotides long. RefSeq lists its product as uncharacterized. The record is from RefSeq and is a predicted model, not a curated record. Lineage: Eukaryota; Viridiplantae; Streptophyta; Magnoliopsida; Malpighiales; Euphorbiaceae.
AUGACUAAACUCGAAGAAAUGUGUGUUCGGGUUAACUUCGGGAAAGUGUUAGGAUUCAUAGUGGGUCCAAAAGGUAUAGAUGUCGAUCUAGACAAAAUCAAGGCGAUCCAAGAGAUGGAGAUGCCUAAGACAGAGAAGCAAUGGAAUGAUCAUUACCAGAUAGCCUUUGAUAAGAUCAACGAAUAUUUGUCAAGUCUUCUAGUUUUAUACCCACCAAAACCAAGAAAACCACUAAUUUUGUACUUGACAUUGGAAGAUGCCGGAAUUAGAGCCAUGUUAGCACAAGCUGAUGAAGCGGGUGUUGAGAAUGCUAUGUACUACUCGAGCAAGAAACUUCUUCCAAAUGAACAGAAGUAUAACUUGAUCGAAAAGACCUGUUCAAGGAUGGAUUCGGUCAAAUAUCUAUAUGGAACACCAGCACUAGUGGGGAAAUUAGGAAGAUGGUUAAUCCUAUUGUCAGAAUUCGACAUUGAGUAUGCCAUAAAGAAAACCGUCAAAGGACGAGCAGUUGUAAAUUUUCUAGCAGCACAUCCAGUUGAAGAUAAUGAGCAAUGGGAAAUUGAUUUUCCCGAUGAACAUUUGAACUUAGUAGAGAAGAAAGGAUGGAAGCUUUACUUUGAUGGAUCAGCUUAUAGUAUCGGAGUCGGAGUAGGCAUCUUGUUAGAUCUCCACAAGGAGAAGUUAUCCCAAUGUUGA